GUGAUUGGGGGCAAUGAGGACCCCGAGGGGGUGGUGCUGAAGGACCUGUCUCCGCCGGCCGUGGCGCGGGCGCUGCGCGUGUACCCGCGGGCGCCGCGGGCCAUGAGCGUCUGCCUGCGCCUCGAGCUCUACGGCUGCCCCUGGGACGCUGGGCUCGUGUCCUACACGGCGCCGCGGGGCCACGUGAUGCCCCUCGACCCCACCCCCGUCGUCCUCAACGACUCCACCUACGACGGCUCCAGCACCGGCCCGCUGCACUUCGGGGGGCUGGGCCAGCUGACGGACGGGGUGCUGGGCCUGGACGACUUUAUGAGGCCCCGUGAGCGCCGGCUCUGGCCGGGCUACGACUACGUGGGGUGGCCCCGGCCCCCCGGCCCCCAGCCCCACCUGGAGCUGGAGUUUGAGUUCCAGGGGCUCCGCACCUUCCGGGCCAUGCAGGUCCACUGCAACAACAUGCACACCAGGGGGGUGCGGAUCUUCGGCGCCGCCGAGUGCCGCUUCAAGAGGAGCUUGGCCACCGCCUGGGAGGCCGUGGUGGCCACCCACAGCCUGGGGGCCAUCCAGGACCCCAGCGCCCGCUCCGUCACCGUCCCCCUGGGCGGGCGCCGCGCCCGCUUCGUGCGCUGCCGCUUCUCCUUCGCCGCCGAGUGGCUGCUCUUCAGCGAGGUCACCUUCCUGUCGGACGUGGUGGAGGAGGGGGUGGGUGCCAGCGGGUGGCCCCCCCCAGCCCCAACCCGCAAUCCCUCCGGAGGGGGCGUGGCCUUCCCGGAAAACCCCUGGAGCGGGAACAGCACCACCAACAGCACCACCUUGGCAGCCCCCAGACCAGGCCAACCAAUGGCCAAGGCCGAGCCCGGCCACAGCUCGACCCUGAUUGGCUGCCUGGUGGCCAUCAUCCUGCUCCUAUUGGCCGUCAUCGCCCUCAUCCUCUGCCGGCACCGCUGGGGGAGGGCUCUGGGCAAGGCACAGCGGUCGGAGGCAGAGCUACGGGUGCAGCUCUCGGGGCCGGGGGACACCGUGGUCAUCAACAACAACACAGGGGGGCCCGGGGCUCCCCGCUACUGAAGGAUCCCCGGACCUCCCGGCCACACCCCCUCAUUGACCACGCCCCCUUCUCCUUUUCCCACAGCCCCAUUGGCCAACCCGGCCUACCGGCUCCUAUUGACCACCUAUGCCCAGCCAAUGGGGGGCCUCGUCCGGGCCACGCCCACCAUGGCAAAACCAAUCAACACAGAUGGUGUCUCUGAAUCUGAGGGCGUGGCUGGGGGCGGGGCUUAUGCUGAGGCUGACGUCACUGGAGGCUCCGCCUAUGCCGUGGCUGGCCCCGCCCCCUGCCACGCCCCCCUCCCCUCCUUCCCACGGGGACGCCUCCGGUUCCGGGAGAAGUUGGGGGAGGGGCAGUUCGGGGAGGUGUUGCUGUGUGAGGUCACCGAGGCCGAGGCCCUGCCCCCUCUCGCUGGCCCCGCCUCCCCGGGCCGAGGGCGCCCCCUGCUGGUGGCGGUGAAGGUGCUGAGACCUGAUGCCUCCAAGAACGCCCGGAGGGACUUCCUGCAGGAGGCCCGGACGCUGGGGCGGCUGCGGGACCCCAACAUCGUGCGGCUGCUGGGGGUGUGCGGGGGCCCGCCCCUGUGCAUCAUCACCGAGUACAUGGAGCACGGGGACCUCCACCAGUUCCUGGGGGGGCCCCGAGGCCCCGCCCUCAGCCUGCCCACCCUGCUGCACGUGGGGGCCCAGAUCGCCUCCGGGAUGAGGUUCCUGGCGGGGCUGAACUUCGUGCACCGGGAUUUGGCCACGCGGAACUGCCUGGUGGGCGACGGCAUCACCGUCAAGGUGGCCGAUUUCGGGAUGAGCCGCAACCUCUACGCCGGCGACUACUACCGGGUGCGGGGCAGGGCCCUGCUGCCCAUCCGCUGGAUGGCCUGGGAGUGCAUCCUCAUGGGCACGUUCAGCCCGGCCAGCGACGCCUGGGCCUUCGGGGUGACGCUGUGGGAGGUGCUGACGCGGUGCCGGGAGCAGCCCUACGGGAGCCUCAGCGACGAGCAGGUCAUCGCCAACGCAGGCCACCACUUCAGGGGCCAGGGACAGCAGGAGUACCUGCCGUGCCCCCCCGGGUGCCCCCCGGCCCUGCACAAGGUGAUGCUUCGCUGCUGGGCCCGGGAGGCGUCGGAGCGGCCGACCUUCGGCCUCCUGACCCAGCUGCUGCGGGACCCGGCAGCGCUGGGAUGAGCCUUCAUCGUCAUCAUCGUCAUCAUCAUCAUCGCCAUCGUCAUCAUCAUCGUCAUCAUCGUCAUCAUCAUCAUCCUGACCCAGCUGCUGCGGGACCCGGCGGCACUGGGAUGAGCCUUC
Molecule: messenger RNA, 2346 nt
Organism: Myiozetetes cayanensis
Lineage: Eukaryota; Metazoa; Chordata; Aves; Passeriformes; Tyrannidae
Product: epithelial discoidin domain-containing receptor 1-like
Biological process (GO): cell surface receptor protein tyrosine kinase signaling pathway; multicellular organism development; protein phosphorylation
Cellular component (GO): signaling receptor complex; membrane
Molecular function (GO): collagen binding; ATP binding; protein tyrosine kinase collagen receptor activity
Source: RefSeq, a predicted model, not a curated record